This is a messenger RNA of Phytophthora sojae, 336 nucleotides long. RefSeq lists its product as hypothetical. The transcript has a single exon. The coding region runs from base 1 to 336 and encodes 111 amino acids. The record is from RefSeq and is a predicted model, not a curated record. Gene Ontology annotation, molecular function: DNA binding. Lineage: Eukaryota; Oomycota; Peronosporomycetes; Peronosporales; Peronosporaceae. Gene Ontology annotation, biological process: DNA recombination; DNA integration.
AUGCAUGCGACUGACGACCCCGUGCUGUGUCCGACAAAGGCGCUGUACCACGUGCUACGAGCCCGAGCGGAGUUGCGGCAGAACGCGGCACCAAAUCUGUGUGUCGACCUCAGGGCGGGUGAAGUAUCCGACAGGCUCAAGGCUGUGGUCUCCAGUAUUGGCGUUGACCCGCAUCAGUACGCCACUCACUCGGUGCGCAUCGGUGGCGCCACCGCCCUGCUGUCUGGGAAGGCUGAUGGCCUCGCAAUCAAGCUCCUGGGCCGCUGGCUGAGCAAAACCUACGAGAGCUAUCCCGUGCUAGGCCAGAAGCUACCCUCGGCCUCUCAAGUCGCAUGA